This is a messenger RNA of Diabrotica virgifera virgifera (western corn rootworm), 873 nucleotides long. RefSeq names its product juvenile hormone acid O-methyltransferase-like. Bases 13 to 828 code for a protein of 271 amino acids. The record is from RefSeq and is a predicted model, not a curated record. The transcript has 3 exons. NCBI's taxonomy places the organism in Eukaryota, Metazoa, Arthropoda, Insecta, Coleoptera, Chrysomelidae.
GUACCAAUAGAAAUGCAUUUACCGAAACAGUGGUCUAGGAGUAGUAAAAGAAUUUUAGAAAUCACAAACGAGCAUCUUCAGAAAUAUGCACAUUUAUUAAAAUGGAGAAACAAUGCAUCGAUUUUAGAAUGUGGAAUCGCUACGGGAGAAAAUUCGCUAAAAAGUAUUAUUCCAAUUCUUCCACAAGAUUAUAAGGAAUAUGUUGCUACUGAUAAAUCACAAAUUAUGCUCCAAUACGCUAAGAAUAUUAUCAAGAUACCGAGAUCCAUUGUCUGCCAACUUGAUGUUAACGUACGACAUCCGCCAUUAAACAUGGAAGAUAGGUUUGAUCAUAUUUUUGGAUUUUUUCUUAUUCAUAUGACCGAUAAUCCAAGGCAAGCAUUUAGAAACUUUCAUAGGAUGCUUAAACCAGGAGGUUCACUGUUUCUAAAUUUUUAUGAACGCCUUCCAGUAGAUAUGAUGUUUCAUAAUUUAAGAUCUCAUCCAAAGUGGGGGAAAUAUCACCAGGAAGAUGCCGUUUCAGUAUAUUAUUAUACACAAAAUCCGAAAGAGGAAUACAGAAAAGACAUAGAAGCAGCUGGGUUUAAGAACUAUGUUUACAAUAACGAAAAUCACCGUCACGUGUUUAAGUCUGAAGAUGAGUUUAGAGAUCUUUAUACGUCUGUAAAUCCAAUUCUGCAUAACAUACCGAAAGAAGAAUAUGACGAAUAUAUUGAGGAUUACAUAACACAAUAUACCCCUAAUUUUGUUAUAACUUACGAAGAUGGAGAACGAACAAUUUCAACUGAUUAUAAGAUGUUUGUGUUUCAUGCAACCAAAACUAUUUAAGUCAUAAGCAGAAUAAAUAUGUUGGAUUUCUUAUUAAAAUUUUAA